AUGUAAUCAUUAUCUGUGAGAAAUACUAAAUAACAAAUCUAAUAUAGAGAUUGGUAAUUGUUUAUAAUAGAUCUACAGGAGUUAUACUUGUCAUCAGAGAAGACUAAGUGAAAUAAACAACAGAAAAAAUAGCAAUGAUAAAAAUUACCUAAAUAUUAUUGAAUUUAGUAGAAAAAAUAAAUUUUUUAAUUCAAGAAGGAAAGAAAUAAAAAAAUAAGAGGAAAUAUUAUCAUAGAAUCAAAAAUUAUUUAAUAAAAUUGUGAAUAUAAAAUCUAGUUUUUAUCGUUCGGUUAUUUUUAUAUAUAAUUUCAUAGUCAUCUCGACAGUCAAUUAAUAGCAAUUGUUCAAAAUUAUCGGCGAGAUCGAUUGAAUAAAAAGAAAAGAAUAUAUAACGUAUGAAGGAUAAUUCAAUUCAAAGAUAAAAAAUAUCUUAAAUGUGUAUAAGCUGAUAUAAUAUUUCAGUAAGUCAACUUUCAAAUCUAUUCCAACAGAGAUUAUAAGCAGAGAGUCUGUUCAUAGACCUAUAUACUAGAUAGAAGACAUUUACAAAUAAUAG
Messenger RNA from Paramecium sonneborni, 556 nucleotides. NCBI's taxonomy places the organism in Eukaryota, Ciliophora, Oligohymenophorea, Peniculida, Parameciidae. The record is from the annotation of a GenBank genome assembly.